AUGUCGAGUACAAUUUUUUCCCUCAUUAUGAAAUAUUUGCACUUCGCAAAUAAUGAGGAUUUUGAUGAAACAAGUCAUCCGGCUCCCAAGCUAAAAAAAUUUGGGAACUCUACCAAGUAAUUGUACGAAAUUUCCAGCAGAGCUAUGUGCCAGAGAGGGAUAUCAGCGUAGACCAAAGUCUAAUGGCCUACAAAGGAAGGCUCAGCUGGAUACAGUACAUCGCGUCCAAGAGAGCAAGAUUUGGCGUGAAAUCCUAUCUGCUGUGCGAAUCCUGUACCGGCUACAUCUGGAACACAGUCCUAUACACCGGCAAAGGAACAAAAUUCAAUCCUAAGUACAGCAGCUACGGACUGGCAACAUCAUCCGUCCUGUCACUAAUCGAGCCUCUGCUAAACCAAGGCUAUUGCAUAACGACGGACAAUUUUUACACCUCGCCAGAACUUUACGAGGUUCUUCUUCAAAACAGAACGGAUGCCUACGGAACCGUUCGGGCUAACCGGCGUAACCUGCCAUCCAUGUUUGGAAAAAACAAACUAAAGUCGGGAGAAUUAGUUGCCUGGCAGAAAGGCAAAAUGAUUGCGCUGAGAUGGCAGGACAAGAAGGAUGUGUGCCUGAUGAGUACCAUUCACAAUGCCUCCACAGUGAUGGUCCAAACAAAAGGUGGCAAAAACAUCCAGAAGCCGCAGGUUGUCAUGGACUACAACAAAACCAUGGGAGGUGUUGACAGAGCUGACCAAGCUAUGACGUUUUAUCCUGCGAUGAGAAAGCAGCAGAGAAAGUAUUAUAAAAAGAUUUUCCGGCAUCUUCUGGAGCAGUGUUUGUGGAAUGCAUACGUUCUGUUCCACAAACACAGUGAAAAGCCUGUGAUUCAUGCGGACUUUAUAUGGAAAUUGGCGGAAUGCAUCUUCCUGAAAUACCAAACUCCAUCAGUGUCUGUGGGUAGAUCCGGAUGACGUUCUGUGGAAGUUGUCAACCCAGAACGUCUGACUGGACGUCAUUUUAUGGACCACAUCCCACCAACCCAAAAAAAAGGCAGCACCUACCAGGAUGUGCGUGGUAUGCUUGUCUCAGAGAGAUAACAGUGGAAAAAAAAUCCGCAAGAAAACAAGGUUCCACUGUCCUGAUUGCGAUGUCGGACUUUGUGCAGUCCCAUGUUUCAAAAUUUUACCACACCCGGGAUGUUUACUAA
Staurois parvus is the source of this 1189-nucleotide messenger RNA. Lineage: Eukaryota; Metazoa; Chordata; Amphibia; Anura; Ranidae. The record is from the annotation of a GenBank genome assembly.